Messenger RNA from Asparagus officinalis (garden asparagus), 2496 nucleotides. RefSeq names its product LRR receptor-like serine/threonine-protein kinase GSO2. The record is from RefSeq and is a predicted model, not a curated record. The coding region runs from base 4 to 2292 and encodes 762 amino acids. Gene Ontology annotation, molecular function: protein binding. The transcript is spliced from 2 exons. Lineage: Eukaryota; Viridiplantae; Streptophyta; Magnoliopsida; Asparagales; Asparagaceae.
CUGAUGGAUCUAACACAUCUAGAGUACUUGGACCUGAGCGGAAAUAAUUUUUCUGGGGCCCCCAUUCCGGAGUUCAUAGGGUCUCUCCCACGACUAGAAUAUCUUGACCUCUCAUCGACUUGGUUUCACGGAACCAUCCCUCGUCAGCUUGGAAAUCUUUCCAGCUUGCAAGCGCUUAUUAUUGACUAUAGUUAUGAUCCUUCAUCUUUUAUCCUGCGUGUUGAUGACCUUCACUGGCUCUCUCGGCUGACCUCUUUAUACUACCUUCGUCUGAGUGCGGUCGACCUGUCGAAAGCGGUCGACUGGAUUUAUGACGUUAGCAAGCUCCCGAACCUUUCUACUCUAGAGUUGGAGUACGCUGGACUUUUAAACCUCCCCGCUGGUGUUACCUCCGUCGGCAAUUUCACGCUUCUCAGCAGGAUUAGUUUUUUUGGGAACCAGUUCAAUUCUACCAUUCCUAGCUGGCUACUUAAUAAUAUUAGUGGUCUUGUGGAUCUUUCUAUUGGCAAUUCUGGACUCCAUGGCGGGUUACCGCUAACUUCUGGCCAUCUAAUCAAUUUGCAAAGUUUGGAUUUAGGCCGGAACAAAUUUGGUGCAGAGAUAUGGAGGCAUUUCGAUAGCCUUCCUUAUUUGAAAACUGUAGAUUUGGCUUUCAAUGUUAUCGACGGCCCCAUUCCAGAUUCUCUGUGGAACCUUACGCGCUUGAGAAGUAUCAAACUGGAUGAAAACCAGAUCCCGGGGGGUCUUCCGAAAACAUUGGGAAAUCUUAGCCAACUCCAGGGUUUCUUCGUUUCGGGUAACAGGUUAAGUGGGGAGAUACCAGAGAGCAUAGGGAACCUACGCAACUUGACUGAUUUGUAUCUGGCCAACAACAAAAUCAGGGGAAGGAUACCGGACUCCAUCGGGAACCUUGCGAAUUUGCAGAGCUUUGAUAUAUCGACAAAUUUGAUAACCGGAGAGAUUCCACGCUCAUUAUUCAAUAUCAGCCGUCUUCAGCAACUGACCAUGUCGAACAACAAUAUCAACGGAUACAUACCAAACACUGUCUCCGACCUCUAUGAAUUGAGUCUCUUAGAUUUGUCGGGUAACAGGUUAACUGGUCCUAUGUUCUUUUGCAAUCUAAGCUCACUGGCAUACCUUGAUCUCUCCAACAACAACCUAUACGGAACACUCCCUAGGUUCGAGAACAAGUCGUCGCAGCUGGUAAUUCUUAAUUUAUCUAACAACAGUUUAUCAGGGUACAUACCUGACUUAUUUGGAUCUCUUCCUUAUCUUGGGUCGCUGCACUUGGGAAGCAACCAUCUUUCUGGCAAAAUACCCGAGUCUUUGAAGCACUGCCAGCAGCUGGUUACUCUUGAUCUCCAUGAGAACAGAUUAUCUGGCAACAUACCAACAUGGAUAGGAGAGAGCCUUUCACGUCUGGGGAUUCUUAGUUUGCGAUCGAAUCAGUUAAGUGGUCUUAUUCCGAUGCAGCUAUCAUAUCUUACAUCUCUUCAGAUCUUGGAUCUUUCACUGAAUAAUCUCACAGGCAGCUUGUCGCUUCAUUUCGAAAAUUUUAGCUCCAUGGCUAUGGCACACCUUGGAGUAGAAGACAGGUUUUUUGUUUUCCAUAAUAACCUUCUGUAUGUAGAGAAUCUUCAGCUAGUUACCAAAGGGGUUGCUUCUGACUACACCUCUGUGUUAUCAUCCGUGAAUAUUAUAGACUUAUCUAGCAACGGUCUUUCGGGAGAGAUUCCAGAUUCACUGACACAACUUCAUGAACUAGUUUUCUUGAAUUUGUCGCGGAAUCACUUUACAGGAAGUAUUCCAAAGAACAUUGGUGCUAUGACACAGCUGCAGGCCCUUGAUCUAUCGACAAACAAUCUUUCGGGCACAAUUCCUCCCAACAUGUCAGCACUGCAUUUUUUAGGUCGUUUGAACUUCUCCAAUAAUGACUUGUCUGGAGAAAUUCCACAAGUAACUCAGUUUUCAACCUUCAAUGCCUCUGAUUUUAGUGGCAAUCGAGGCCUUUGUGGAUGGCCGCUACCAAAGUGCCCUGGUAAUGCACCUAAUAGAAAUGGCCAAGAAGAGGAAGAGGAUGAUGACAAGUAUGAGAUCGUGUGGAUUUAUGGUGGUGCUGCAAUUGGGUUUCUGAUUAGCUUCUGGGCAGCCUUCGGUACGAUAAUGAUCAAACAGUCGAUAAGGAUUCUGGUCUUUCGCGCUGUUGAUGAUUUUAGUGAUUGGAUCUAUGUGAAAUUUGCACUGAGCAUUGCGAGGCUGAAGUCCAGAAUGUGGAGGAUGGGAGAACAAUGAAGGAAAUAUAAGUAUUAAGCCAAAACAAGCACUUCCGGUGCUCACCAAGGACUCGUCGUGAGCAGAAUGAGGAUACCAUGCUGGAAGAGUGUUGUGGCAGAGAGACCAACAAACAAGGACCAUGUUAGGAUCUUUUAUAUCAUGGAGUUCGGAAGUUUUUAGUCUCUUUUUGGUGUUCAUUGUUGGGCAUCUAAUGCCAUGGUA